UUCCAUCCAUCAACACGAGUCCAUUUGUGGGUAAGAUUCUGAGUAUCGAGUAUUUGAGAUAUGAUGUUCCGUAUGUCAUCUUUUUUAAUCACUCCCUCUCUCUCUCUCUUUUUUCAUCUAGAUCAAUGUUACUGCUUUGCUUUGAUAUUCGUUUGACCCAUAUCAAGAUUUUGUUAUUUUUUGUCUUGCAUCUCACUUUUACUUACCGUAACAACUUCGCAGGUUAGUGUUUUCAAUGGGCUAAGUGAUCAUCCAACCUACCGGCUCUCUACGCUUAUUAAAUUUUUACGUCUCCAUGGCAAACCGAUCAUCGCAACCUACCGGAAAGUUUCCUUCAGCACUAUUUCCGAUGAAAAUCAACAAACCUAGGAGAGACGAAACACAAGAGCUCAUUGUUGUUGCUUUGGGACCUCUGGCAAACAUCGCACUACUGACUGUUCAGCUUGAACCUGAGUUUUCAAAAAAUGUCAGACAGAUUGUUCUUCUUGGUGGACCAUUCACAGUAAACGGAAAGGUCUUUCAUGUAAUCAACCGGUUUUAUGGAUUACUCCAGGCGAUCACAAAGUUGGGUAGAGAAGCGAUUAGACAAAUAUUUGGCUACGAAAUUGGAGGCUCACACAGGCCAUUAAGAGCUUCUUCUCAUAUUAUAGUAUCUCAGCUAGAUUUGAUUACUAGCCAGAAAUUUGUGAGGAUUACAAAGAAAACGGAAAAUGGGAGUGAAUUUCGACCGGAGCCAAGUAUUGAUGAAUUAACUGCAGCGUGUCAGAUGUACAGAACAUGGUCUCGAGAUGAUCGACUGCGUUUAGGGUAUCUAGCCAUCUACGCUGGCUUCAUCGAAGCAGCAAGAACCUCGUCACCCACACGGGCUAGCCUGACUAGGUUAGUGAUGGAUCUAGAUGCUUUUGAAGAUUAUCCGUGGGGAAGGGUAGCCUUUAAAUUCUUGAUGGAGUCGGUGAAGGGUGUAGACUUGACAAAGACGUAUGCUAUUGAAGGCUUUGUUCAGGUUCUUCAAGUCUGGGUCUACUGUUGUCUCCCUGAAUUCGGAGCUGGGUUUGGUCACCCUAUAGAAGGUUCUCCGACCCCACCUCUACUUGCCUUCUUAGGUGGCAAAGGCAAGAGAAGGCUCCAGGAGAAUAUGCUGAAACAGACUAGGACUAAGAACUUUACUAUGAAGGAUUUCUCUGAAAUGUUCCCUCGAUGGGAUGUGGAGAUCCAUCCGAUGAAGACAGAAGCUGGUCAGAUGAUGCGAAGCUUGAAGACAGUGUCCCCUUCUCGCACACAGUCUGAUGCAGAAUCACGCAAGAAGGCUCGUGAGUCCCCUGGCCUGGAUGUGGAGACCAUGAAAGGAGAAAUAGUUCGUUGCCAAACUGGCCUGACUUCUAAUAUGGUUGAGGGGCUGAGCAGAUGCGAGAACACUCUGAAGACACAAUCCCGCAUGAUUGAGGGCCUUACAACUCAGGUGGGAGCUGUUGAGAAGAUGGUGCGUGAAGGUUGGAAGGAAGACCACACCAAAGUUGGUUCAUCUACUGAUGUACCUGAAGCAAACAAAUCUGAUGGAGACAAAGCUAAGAAGGACAGCGCUGAAGAAAGCAAAGGUGAUGAAAGCGAUGAAAGCAAAGGUGAGGAAAGCAAAGGUGAGGAAAGCAGAGCCGAGGAAAGCAGAGCCGAGGAAAGCAAAGCUGCGGAAACAGCUCCCAAAGGAAUGACAAAAAGAGCCAAAGCUAGAGACACCCAAGCCACUGUG
This is a messenger RNA of Brassica oleracea var. oleracea, 1744 nucleotides long. RefSeq lists its product as uncharacterized. Gene Ontology annotation, molecular function: hydrolase activity, hydrolyzing N-glycosyl compounds. The transcript is spliced from 6 exons. The annotation marks the transcript as partial. The record is from RefSeq and is a predicted model, not a curated record. NCBI's taxonomy places the organism in Eukaryota, Viridiplantae, Streptophyta, Magnoliopsida, Brassicales, Brassicaceae.